AUGGACACUGAAGCGAAGUUUUAUGAUGAAUUUCUGGAGCUACCAAUCGGGGAAAAGGUUGUGAAGUUCUUCGGAAGCACAAAAACGAGAAUUAGAGUGCCAUGGACAAAUGCACUAAUUGUCAAGGUUUUCGGGAAAACUGUGGGAUAUCAUUUCUUGCAUUCUCGCAUCAUAAGUCUGUGGAAACCUAUAGGGAGAAUGGAUUGUGUUGACUUAGGGAAUGACUUCUUUCUAAUCAAGUUUCAAGCUAAGGAGGAUCAUGCUAGAGUUCUAAGGGAAGGGCCAUGUUUCGUCGGAGGACAUUACUUGUCUAUCAGGCCUUUUUCCCAGCGCAACCUGGGGAAGAACAAAACCAUGAGGGGUAUAGACACCAAAGUGGACAAUAUCUACACAGUUGGGGUGGGGCCGUUACAGAUGUUGGGGUGGGGCCGUUACAGAAUCCGUCUCCUUGAGCUCCCAAUAGAGUACUAUGAGACGUCCACAUUGAAGGAGAUAGGAAAAGCUAUCGGACUUGUAUUGAGGAUUGACACUCACACGGCAACUGAAUCCCGAGGAAGGUUUGCUCGACUUUACGUUCAAGUAAAUUUCAAUGAGCCGAUUAUUAAACUUCUGAAGAUGGGGGGGAUAGACCAACCUGUCCAAUAUGAGAGGAUUAAUUCCAUGUGUUUUGCGUGUGGUCAUGUGGGGUACAAGGCAGAGAACUACCACUACAAGAUCAGCUCUCUAGCGAAGGGUGGGGUAGAAGUAGAAGCGAGAAACAGUCAAGAUGAAGGAAAACAAAAAUUGUCAAAGGAGGCAGACGAUGCCUUUGGACCUUGGGUCCUUGUUGCAUGA
This is a messenger RNA of Quercus robur (English oak), 834 nucleotides long. RefSeq lists its product as uncharacterized. Bases 1 to 834 code for a protein of 277 amino acids. The record is from RefSeq and is a predicted model, not a curated record. Lineage: Eukaryota; Viridiplantae; Streptophyta; Magnoliopsida; Fagales; Fagaceae. The transcript is spliced from 3 exons.